CAGCGGCGGCCGGAGCUGCAGCCGCCGCCCGCCCGCCGCAGCGCCGGCGCUGCCGCCGUGCCCGCCAGGGAAGAUGGCGCCGUCCCACGUCCUCAAGUGUUGCCAGAAGGUGCUGGCCUGGGUGCCCGUGGCCUUCAUCGCCCUGGUCGUGGCCUGGUCCUACUACGCCUACGUGGUGGAGCUGUGUGUGUUUACUAUUUCUUCAACUGCCGAAAAAGUUGUCUACCUUGUAGUUUUUCAUCUGUCAUUCGUCAUGUUUGUAUGGUCCUAUGGGAAGACAAUUUUCACAUCUCCUGCAACCCCCUCUAAUGAGUUCUGCUUGUCAAAAGCUGAUAAAGAACAAUAUGAAAAAGAAGAGAGACCAGAAUCCCAGCAGGAGAUUUUAAGAAGAGCUGCCAAAGACUUGCCUAUCUAUACGACAACAGCAUCGAGAGCAAUCAGAUACUGUGAUCGAUGCCAGCUGAUCAAACCUGACCGCUGCCACCACUGUUCUGCAUGUGACGUGUGUGUAUUAAAAAUGGACCACCACUGUCCAUGGGUGAAUAAUUGUGUGGGAUUUUCUAACUACAAAUUCUUCCUCCUGUUUUUAAUGUAUUCCUUACUGUACUGUUUGUUUGUUGCUGCUACAGUCUUGCAGUACUUCAUAAAGUUUUGGACAAAUGAAUUGCCAGAUACCCAUGCAAAGUUCCACGUACUAUUCCUUUUCUUUGUGGCAGCCAUGUUCUUCAUCAGUAUACUGUCACUCUUCAGCUACCACUGCUGGCUAGUUGGCAAAAACAGAUCAACUAUAGAAACAUUCCGUGCACCCACAUUUCGAAAUGGUCCUGAUAAAAAUGGCUUUUCUCUUGGAUGCAGCAAAAAUCUAAGGGAGGUUUUUGGAGAUGAAAAGAAGUAUUGGUUACUUCCUAUCUUUACCAGUUUGGGUGAUGGAUGUAAUUUCCCAACUCGCUUGGUGAUUAUGGAUCCAGAGCAACUUACAGUCUCAAGCCAAAAUGAACCUGCCAAAAGCUCUGUAGCCAAUCAGUCCUUUCCUACUCGACCACUCAGUGAAUCACAAAAUCGGUUGCUAUCUGGUGAUUGUCAGUGGGUGGAAACUGGUCCUGAAGAGGAAAAUGUGAAAUCAGGUGCAAAAAAGCAUAUUAUAGUUUCAUUGGAAAGCUGAUCUCAGCUAAUUACUAACCAAUCAUCUCAAUGAGAAACAGGUUUCUGCAACACAUUUUGAGCUUGAAUAUUACUUAAUUUUGUUUGGAAGAAGUUGAGCAGGAAAAAAUGGAACAUGAACUUUUUAGGAAGAGACAAGAAAUUCAAGUUUCUGCACAGUACAAUGGAUUCUUGUAAGCACUAUUGCAGAGCAGGGAAGUUAAGACAGAUGCCUUAAGAUGCUUAAUGUGCAUUUAUGCAACACUGAAUUAUAUACUGCUACCAAAGGGCCAGAUCCAGAAGUGCCCUGCUUGGAUGCACAAGGUCCAGAGUGGGAACUAUGCAUUUCUUUUAUGCUGCAGUGGUGGGGGUAUAUUGCAGUGACUCUUACCUCCUCACGGGCAAACGUCAUACCUUAGGCACUGCAGAAGGCACUUCCAUAGCAGGUCUCCAGAGUACAGAAGAAAAGGAAGAAAAAAAAAAGAGUCAGCCUAGAGCAUGGUCAGCAAGUCUGAAGUGGGAAUAUACAUAGUUCAGAUGCCAGGUGAUGGGGAAGAGACUGGAUGGUGUCUUCUCCUCUCUCCCUGUUAACCAAUCUACCCCAUGAUCACAGCUCUCCAAGUCUUUUGGGACUGAGGGUACUUUCUACUAGCUGUGCUUUGGAGCAAGGUAAUGCCAACAACAUAAAAACCUUUAACUUGGGUGUUGCUUUUUUGCUAUAGGAUUGAGCUUCGUCAUAAUUUUAACUUGAUUUAUUUAACCAUACCAAGGACAGAGCUCAAAAAAGAAAACUUGUGUUUUAGUUGAAAAAAACAUGGAUUAUUUCUUUCCAAUGAUUGUCAGUCAGCAUGCAAGGAAAAGGCAGUCCAAAAAGGAAUUAACAGUUCUUACAUUUUCUGCUACUGUUUGCUGUGUUCUGUGUAAAGCAGCAACAAAAUGGUAAAGUACCCCUGAGAAAAACCAUACUGCAGUUGUGUGUUUCUAGAAAACAGAACCAGCAAAGUACUGUUUUUUCCAUGGGACUCUUGAUGGUUUAUAAAUACUGUUUUAUACUUUUGUUUUAUCUUUUUAAUAAAGGAACAAGGUUUUAUUGGUUCUAAAGUACAAAUAUCAGGUACUUAGAAGAAGGUUAGUGUUACAUCAUAGAUCUGUGUUAGCACACUGAAAAAUUGCAUCCUUUAGUCUCCCACUUUCAAGUCCAGUUUCAAUGAUGCUGAAAUUGCUAAAGACUGAUGUCUUUGUGCAGCAAUGCUUACAAAAGGUGAAAUGUGUUCCCUGUGUGAGGAUUCAAGUCCAUCCCAUUCUUAGCUCAAGACCUACAGCAAAUAACAUGGGGGUUUUUUUCCUCACUUCUCUACAGAGAAGACUGCUAACUCAUCUUUGGGUGGUAUUGGAAUUUUGCACCAGGAAAAAGUGACAAAUACUGUUUUUCUGUCUGUGAGAUUUCUGAUGUUCAGCUGCUGAUGAUUACAAAUAGACAUGAGUCCUUUUGAUACAUACUGAAGGUAGUAGUGAAAUUGAUGAUUUAGUCCAAAAGAACCUGUAUGGUUUGUCUCCCAGACUGAUUGCUACUUGAGUUAAAUAUGUUUAUGAUGGAAAUACUAAGGUAUCGAGUAUGUAAGGUUUAAAAUAAGUAUUUUUUUGUCUUUGGAUAUAAUAAAUUUUUCUUAAAUAUUAAUCUUCUGGAACAAGAACUCUUUGAGAACCUAUGAUUUCACUGUUGGAUAUUCUUGCGACAGAAGGAAUGGUCCAAACUUGCAUGUUUUAUAAAAGUUGCAGAAUGUUUCUUCAAACCUUGUAUAAGAAAUUUUGCAUUUGCUAAUUCCAAAAUUUACAAAAGCAUUUGCUACACAUUGAUCGGAAAGGUUUAGCUUUUUCUUCUCUAAAUGUUAAUUGAGAAGUGCCCAUUUUAACACAAGCUCUCAGCAGUAUUGUACCAGCAAAAUUUCUUGGGGAAGAUAACAGAGAAGAAAGACUGCAUGUUCAAAUGGCUUGUUCUGAAUACCAAAAUUUGCAGCCCCAAACACUGGUGGAACUGUCAUGGAGGGUCUGGGAUAUCAUCUGGCUUUUACUGCAUCCAUGUAUUAUUGCUGAAAUAACACGUCCAUGCACAGAUAUCAUCCAGCAGAACUAUAAGCAAAAUGUAUGUAUCCUGUAGGCCAACAUCAGGAGAACUUGUUUGAUUUGUUUAGUCAGGAUAGUGAAUCUACAGGAAAAAACUGCAAGCAAACAGACUGUGCUAUCUCCAUGUGCAUUUUCUAACAAGUGCAGCUGUUCUGAAACCACUUAUUUGUAUAUCUGAUGGACAUUUUUGUGGGUUUUCAUGAGGAACUGACAUUUCUGACAUGUUUAUGCAGAUCACAGGAAUAUUUUGUCCUAGGUUUUAAUUCAUAUUUGAGGUGAGAAAAGGAGCAGUGGUUUUAGGAUAAUCCUGAGGCCAGAGUUACUGUUGGUGUAAAAGCAGGCAUUACUGAAAGUCACUUUGACAACCAGGAAACAUAGUAAAAUGAUUGAAAGAUGAUUCUCCCACAUUUACGACCCACAAUCACUUUUGGUUUUUUCCUCCUGGGGAACUGGGGACUAAGAGAAACCCCAGGUUGAUUUAAAGGAAUUAAGUUCUCUAAGGGAAUUGUACUGCUGAACUCCAAGGGCAUGCCAGUAAGUGAAGUUAGGUUUUCCUGGCACGCCUGGGCUUUGGGGGAGGUAUCAUGGCUAAGGCAGCCAGGAUAACAUCCUCUGCCUUUGGAUUCUGUCCUGAGCACUCCCUAGGCUGUGCUGUGCCAGCAAGUCCAUGGGGGAGCAGGAUGGCUCUUUGGCUGCUGGGCUGAAGCAGCCAUGUGUCCCUGCCAGCAGAGGCAGGGGCUGAAGGAAGGGGGUACUUUUGCCCCAUGGUCAGAUCAGAAGGGGGAUGGAUCCUGAGAAAGCAAAUAUUUAGGGUGUUGGGCUGUAUUGUAAAUGCUGGUUUUGUGGUUUAGCCUAUUUUUUAUCAGGGAGUCUUGAAAAUACUUAGGUUGUCAUUAAAAAUAGCAGCCCUUAAGCUUUUAGAUCCAUUAAAGUAAUGACUACUACAAGCCAUACGUAGUAGUUAUUGUAGGAUAGUUGACAUUGGCUGCAGUUAGAAACUGCUUUCUUGUUUCUUUCUGCUUUUUUCUUUAAAAAAAAUCUACAUACACUCAAAAAAUAAUUUUAAAAAGGCUUUAAAUUCCCAGUGAGAGAACAGAAGCCUGAUGUAGGGGAGGAUUUCAUUUUUUCUGAAAUGUCUUGAAACAAACCUGUCCCUGUGAAUAUGAGGCAGGAAAAUCCACAAAUAGAAAUUACUUCAAACUGCACAAUACUGUUUUUUUUUUCUUAUUGUUACUUACUCACAGAGUGUACAAGACACACAUCAUUGCUGUGCCUACCAAAGGCGUAAUAUGGGAGGAGGGCAGGAAGAGGAAUAGGUUUCUGCCAUUAAUUGACUUCCUACAGUAUUAUUUUGAUACUGUAUUGAUACAAGUCAGAUGUGAUUAGAAACCUCCAUUUAAAAUAAUCAGAGGGUUACUUAGAGGAAGUUUGGGCACUUCUAUUUUUAGUGAAUAGAAAUCACAGUAAUAUUUUUAUUAAAGCUGCCUCUCAAGUGUGGAAUUUGCAAGUACCAAGCUAUUUUUGGUAUUCCGUUUUUACAAACUGGUCCUGUUCUCCAGAGUGCUGAAUACUCAGUUUUCAGGUACUGUUUCUUUCCUUUAGUCUUGUGUGGUUCUCUAUUAAUUAUAAAUUGUCUUUUGUGUUGGGAUGAAUUUCAGUACCAUUGACUAUGUACACAAAGACUUCAUGAUCUAACCGAAGUAUGGUCCAGUUGUGGCUAAGCAGAGCCCCAAGAGGACAAAAACUGCAGUGGUUGCAGCAGUAUUAAUGUCUGGUAGAUUUACUAAGAUGCGCUGGUUCCAACACAGAUUGACCAAAUCUGCCUGGAUCUGGAGCACCAACUGACCAGACUUUUAUUUAAAAGUUGGGUACCAGCAAAACCACAACAGCUUUGAGUUUCAUAGCAUAUGUUCUCCAAGGGGGAGAGUGUAUGUUCUGACUGGGGGAUUUGGGUGUGCAUUUAGAGAGGCUCCAAACAGCAGUUGCUUUUAGCUCACAAAUACAUCUUUUUGCAGUACCUAAAAAACAGCAAUGUGUGCAACUUCAGAGGCUCUUCUAUCCCUAAAUGGCACCAAAGAGAGCAGCUGCACAUGAAGUGAUUUAGUACUGAACACGUUUGUUACACUCAUUUCUAUUCAUUUAUUUUGUAUAUAGAGCUUUUUAUACACAUUUUUCUUAAUUAUGUAGCUGUUGUGAAACAUCAUGAAGCUAUGAGUAGUUUUUCAUGUGGAUUAAACAGGUGUUUGGUCAUUUGUUUUCUAAAGCCUUUACUUGAAUUUGUUUCCAUUAGGUAGUGAAGUCUGGUAAUGUUUACAGAUCACUUUCUUCGGUUUUGGGAGCUUUCCGUAUCUUUCUUCCUACCCCCUGCCCUAAGAAACGGAGCUUAACAGUCAAGUAGAUGUGUCAGAGAUGAAGAAUUUGUAUUACUUUGUCACCAAAGCAUUGGGAGUGACAUGCUGAUUCCCUUCCGUUUACACUGCUUAGCUGACAACUUAAAGACACUGAAGCAUGGUCCUCUGUGAUUUCUCCUGUCCCUUAUCCUGUUAUCAGCUUUAUUAUGGGAAACUUAAAUCUUCCGAAAUGGGAAUUUACAAUCAUGAAGCUAUCCCAGAGAGGGGCAGCAUUCCUGCUGUUAGGUCUGUUCCGCUUUUAACUUAGAUGAAUGAAACAUCCCUGGGUUAUCUCUGAAGUUCCUUUCGUAUUUUCCAGCAAGGGUCAUCAACAUUUGCACUAAUCACAAUGUCUCAGCUGUUUUAUUGCCACAAGGUUAUUUUUAAUUGUGCUGCCUAAACUUUGAAUGAGCUGUAUUUAAGUUUGGGAUGAUGUGUAAAAGAUACCUGUAAUAAUGAUGCACUUGUUGUAUUUUUUUGUAUGUUACAGAUAGGACUCAUCCUAUGCACAGAGAAAACGUUGCCAUUUAUAGUUUAAUACUUGAAGUAACUUUUUGAAAUGGGCUUUUAUAAAUGAAUUAAAUACAAAAUCACAUUGCUUUGCUUGGAAGUUCCUUCAUGUUUUAAUUGUAUUUGCAAUUUCCCCAUAUGUAUACUUUUCCAUAAAUUCUCUUAAGCCAUUUACAACCAAUGAAAGUGCAUUCAAGAUUUUGUACAUCAGUGUUCAGACCUGUUCAUACUUCUCUGAAGUAUAAUCUGUGUUUAAUAAAAAAGUACCAUUUUAAGCCUCUUUUCCAAAGUUAUAUGAAUAGACUUGACACUUGAAUUCAUCAGUGAAUGCAACAUCAACUUAAUAAAAGUAUGUGAAAGAAUCUGGAAAGU
Lonchura striata (white-rumped munia) is the source of this 6536-nucleotide messenger RNA. It is a transcript of the gene ZDHHC20, whose product is annotated as zDHHC palmitoyltransferase 20. Gene Ontology annotation, molecular function: palmitoyltransferase activity. Lineage: Eukaryota; Metazoa; Chordata; Aves; Passeriformes; Estrildidae. The record is from RefSeq and is a predicted model, not a curated record.